CCGCCCGGGGCCUGCAGCUGACAGGAAGCGGGGAAACGGCCGCGGGCGGGUAGGAUGUUGCUGGUGCUGUCGGAGGAGCACAAGGAGCAUCUGGGCUUCCUGCCCCGCCUGGACUCUGGGCAGGUCAAUGACAAAGUGCCAAUCUGUGUCCUCUUUUCAGGAAAACUCAAUGUUACAAGUGAUGUUGUUCAACAUGGAGUCGAAGGACUAACGUAUCUUCUCACUGAGAGCUCUAAGCUCAUGAUUUCUGAAAUAGACUUCCAAGACUCUGUGCAUGUUCUGGGAUUCUCAGAGGACUUGAACAAGUUAUUACUUCAGCUUUACCUUGACCAUAGAAAGGAGAUCCGAAGCAUUCUUGGGGAAUUGACACCAGAACUACCCAGUUAUCAUAGCCUUGAAUGGAGAUUAGAUGUGCAGCUUGCCAGUAGAAGUCUGAGACAACAGAUUAAACCAGCUGUGACUAUGAAGCUGCACCUUAAUCAGAAUGGUGAUCAGACUACCAAAGUGUUACAAACUGACCCUGCUACACUUCUUCAUCUGAUUCAGCAACUAGAACAAGCCUUGGGAGAAAUGAAGACGAACCAUUGUAGGCGAAUAGUACGCAACAUGAAAUAACAUUUAAUUGUGACUAUCAUCUCACUAAUACGUGAAAUGAGAGUUAAAAAAAAAAGUCAAUGUUCACAGACAUAGUUUGAAGAAAAUAAGCAUCUGGAUCAGAUGAAAACCUUUCCUGUGCCAAAAACUUAGGCCAGUGUUUAUAGGCUGAACAUCCUUUGGUGAUAACUCUACGAAGCUACUUACUGUAAGAUCAAAUAACUGUCUUAUGCUUGAACUGCAUUAUUGGAAAUUCUACAUACUGCUUAUAGAUGCUUUUUUCACUCAAAAUUAGUUAACUUACUUGAAGAGCUUCUUUUUUUUUUUUUAAUGUAGGGCUGCUUCAGUGUAAUUCAAAGUUGCAGAUUCAUGAAUACUUAUCAAACAGUGUUUUGGUUGUUUUCCUUCCUUGUUAAAAUAAAAAAUAAACUAACUAGUUUGGCAUGAUGUUUUACCAGAUUCUUAUUUGUUUGAUCACUGAAAAUAACUUUAAAAUGCUCUCCUCUUCCAGACUGGAAGCCAAAUUAAUAUUUCAUAGGAAAUUUAGUUUCCACUGAUUUCAGGAGUAGAAGCAGGAUAAAGCAGGAGUUUAUUAACAUCUUACUGUUUUAACAGUGUAAGGAUGUCAAUAAUAUAAUAUGGUAUCGCAACCCUGACUUUUAAGAAGGCACUUACCUACCACAGGAAGGCAGUCAGUAAUAGCUUUCUUAUGGAAUUAGGUGGUAUACAAAACUCAGUGGCUGUGCAUAAAUUAAUAACAAAGGUUAUCUUAGCAAUAGCAAAAAUAUAAUUUUGAACUUAGCAAUGACGACAGCUUUCAAAGAAAGCUGUUAAGAAAAUGCAAUGAAGUGCAACUCUUGCUUCAUUCUUUUUUCAGUUCUGAUUAAACCAUUCUGUGGCUUAGAUUUCAUAUUUACAAGUCGGGUAUAGCAGCCUUUGUUUUUCCGUUUCUUCUGCUACUGUGGAGAGAGAGAUUUAUAAUAGAAACAUUGACUUAAUUAUUGCAACACAAAUGGUAUUACUCUAAAGAAGUCAGUGUCUAAUAGUGAUGAUAAAUGCAGAAGUCCCUUCAUUCACACUGAAAUAUAACAUUUUAUAGCUUUUGUAACUGGGCUGUUAAAUAUUUUCAUUGUGUUGUUUUCAUUGUGUUGUUUACUAAUGGGAGUGCAUUAUAUAUCACAGAACUGUUACUGGAGAGAGGCUCAAAGUUUUGUGCUCCUAUCAUAUUGUCUUCCCCUUCUUCCACAAUGAUGUGAUAAAGACUGCUUCUGUCAUAUAAAAUAAAUUUUCUGUUUUCAAAUCCA
Molecule: messenger RNA, 1898 nt
Organism: Alligator sinensis (Chinese alligator)
Lineage: Eukaryota; Metazoa; Chordata; Crocodylia; Alligatoridae
Gene: COMMD2
Product: COMM domain containing 2
Exons: 4
Coding region: 55-615 (186 amino acids)
Source: RefSeq, a predicted model, not a curated record